Messenger RNA from Pyricularia grisea, 6218 nucleotides. RefSeq lists its product as uncharacterized. The coding region runs from base 1 to 5103 and encodes 1700 amino acids. NCBI's taxonomy places the organism in Eukaryota, Fungi, Ascomycota, Sordariomycetes, Magnaporthales, Pyriculariaceae. The record is from RefSeq and is a predicted model, not a curated record. Gene Ontology annotation, biological process: nuclear-transcribed mRNA poly(A) tail shortening. Gene Ontology annotation, cellular component: cytoplasm; nucleus; CCR4-NOT complex. Gene Ontology annotation, molecular function: poly(A)-specific ribonuclease activity; protein binding. The transcript is spliced from 6 exons.
AUGGAUCCCAUGUCGAUAGCAGCCGGCAUGGUGAAAACAACAGCAACAUGCACCACGCUGUUGCAAGCCAUCGGCCGCUACAUCGUCGAAACCAAGACCGCUUCCGUUGCAGUCUGCGAGUUCCACGGCAUGAUCCGUACGCUCGACUACUCGAUCGUCGAAAUAUCAAAGCUUCUGCACCAGCGCGGCCCCGAAGUCCUACCCUUUGAGCGCAAACACCAUGAGCACAUACAAAGCAUUGUCAACUCGUGCGCGUGUACGCUCGAGAGGUUGGAAACAAAGCUCGACGAUGGCCAGUGGCGACAGGGCGAGACAGACGACUUCUCAACAGCAAGGAUUGACUUUGACCUGGCUUUGGGGUCCAAAAUGAUAAGGCAGCUGACAAGCCUUAUUAAAAGCUACAAUAUCGUCCUGCAGCUGAGUUUGAUAACGCUGAGUCUCACAGUAACUUGGGCCGCGGAAGGGAGCCAGGGAGAGAUUAAGGAAAUGAUACGGCAGUUGGCCGAUUCUAUACCACAGCUGCAUCCCAAAAGACCGAGUGUGCAGCCAAACUCCCCGUUUCUCAUCGACAUGAACGACGGCGUGACCGACUUCAACAUGUCGAUGCCUCGCGAGAUUCGAGCUUGGAGGCUCUCGGCUGAAAAGGUCGCGGCCGCUGUGAGCUUGUAUGACCCCGAUCAAAUGUCUCAAUUCGACUUCGAUAGCGCCAUCUGCGAAUACAGUAAUGAUUGCAUUUGGGAGGCAAUCCCCAGCGACAGCGGUGUUGAUCUCGUCUUUGACCAAGAACACGAGUCAAAUUCAUCUGUAAAGGCCUCAGAGUCCCGAUAUGGUAACGACGACUACGUUUGCCCUCACCUUUUGCAGUCUCAAUUCGAGAAAGCUCGAAAGACGGUCACUCACCUGGUUUCUUGUGGGCUUUUCAUCGAGGCUUCGAGGUUCCAGCGUAAAUGCAUUGACUAUAAAAUGUCUUUGGCCAACCUAGACGAGCUACCAACCCCCAGGGCUGAGCUGGCAGACAUGCAGGAGGAUCUGGCCGAGAUUCUCCUCAAGACUGGCACGCGAGAUGGAGAGGCUGGUGCUAUCGAUACACUUGAAAAGUUGCUGGCUGAUAAGGAUAGUGAGCCGACUGAAACCCUGGACCACCACAGACGUUGUAGGCUAUACCACAGACUUGGCAGCAUUUAUAUGCUGUCGUCUCCGAGCGAACACGACCAGGCAGAACGACUGAAAUUGGCAAGGGGUUUUCUCAUGCGCGCCUUCAAUGGGAGGCGAGAGAUGGAGCCCAUGCCGCGAGACCUAGUCCUCGAGUCUGGCGACCUUUUGGUUAGAGUAAUGCAUCUCGAUCGGGACUUUGAGUCAGCGAGAAGCUACAUGGAAUGGAUGAGGAGGGAGCUUCGGCCCGACCUAUCUAAUCCAGGUUCGUACAAACAGCAACGGAAGCGCCUUCGGAGCCAAGCACAGAGCAGCGUCGGGGCGGUUGCCGAGGUCCGCGCCGACGAAGCAGAUAGCGAGGAGCUUGUGAACGCAUACAUGUGGUCACAAAGCAAAGGCUUUGACAUCGGUGCUGGAAACUUCGAUUUCGCGACUUGCAGUGCCUCUCGGGGAACAUCUCCACUACACAUGGCAGUGUUUGAGGAGAAAUUGGGCAUAAUCAAACCCAUGUUAGCGUAUGCCUCGAGUCUUGAGCACCGUGACUCCAAUCACCUAACGCCAUUGCUCCUGGCGUGUCGCACACGUAAUUACAAGGUUGUCGACAUUCUUCUGCAAAACGAAGCGUGUUUUAUCGACGCUGGUGGGUCAGUUGUGUCCGACUGUUGUGGAAAGUCUGCAUUACACUUGUGCCAGGUCAAGAAGGGAGGUGUGCGUGUCGCCAAACUACUGGUGCGGUACGCACAGCGGCUGGUUUGCCCAUUGCCACUCAAGGAAUUGGCAACAACAGUGGGCUCCCGUGCCGACGUCCAGCUGCUUCAGGCAGUGGACCACGCCGGGAAAUCGGCACUUUUUACCGCGGUCGAGAACGGCAACGAAGAGAUGGUCCAAUUCUUGUUGGAAGCUGGCGCGUGCCCGAAUCUACUCGACAACCUCGGCAAAACGGCACUAUACGUUGCCUGUGAGCGUGGAGAUGAGCGAGUUGUCAGGCAGUUGCUCUCGCCGAAGAAUGGCUCUGCCGACCCGAACGCCCCAGGGCCGGGCCUGUGCACUCCACUGAUGGCCGCGCUGGAACAUGGGCCCAGUAUUGCGGUCAAGAUGGCUCUUGCUCGAAUGUUGCUAGAGGCCGGGGCGGAUCCAAAUAGAGCCGACGGGGACGGUCGAACGGCUCUCAUGGUUGCCAAGCAGUCGAGCUUCAGUUCACAACUGGUGAGACUGAUGCAAGAUGCAGCGGCUAUGGUGAGUCGAGUCGAGCCAUCGCUGCAUCCAAAGUCGAACUCAUGCGGCGAGAAGGUCUCGAAAGACAGGCUGGCAUGGACUAGCUCCAUGUCCCUGGCGAAGCUGGAGAAGCUGAACAGCGUCGCCAGUCAAGCUCACUGUAUCAAGUCAUUAGAGCAUCAACCGUUCAUUUCAAUGUCGGCAGCUUGGAAGUCGCCCCACCCGGAGCCCAAUCUGGCUCGCGUCUGCAAAGCCGGCCAGGCCAACUGGACUGACUGGGCCAACCAUCCAAUCCGCGGCAGCAUAGCAGAGCAGAGCACAGCACAGCACAGCACAAGUCUAGCCAGGCAGGCUUUUUGCUCCGAUCGCAAUCCCCAGCCCAAAUCCUACCCCAAGUUGCACGCACGCACACCCAAAUCUCAACAACUUGACGCACUGCGGCAGAUGGCCGGCGGGCCUAGGUAUCAGCAGCAGUCGACUGGGCCAAUAUUUUAUCAACAAAACGCGCCGAACUCGACUAUACAAAACGCCCACCUCUUGCAAUCUCUCCUUAACCAAUUCGUCGCCUCCCUUCCUCCAUCGCCCACACGAUCACCAAAUCGCAACGGCUCCCCGAGCCAGACGCCUCAAGGCAUGUACAACCACAAUCAACAGCAGGGGCACAACCCUCGGCUGAACAAUAACCAGCCGGGCCGGGGGAUGCCGAUGCACUACAACUUUCAGCAACAAUCGGCCCUUCAGCACCAAUCCCACGCCCAGCACCAUCCGAGUCUCCAGCAGGAGCACUCGGGUCAAUCGAAUAAUUCUGGCGCUAUAGGACACCACUCCAACUAUUCCAGUGGCAUCCUGGCCACUGCGAGCCCGUUCUCAGCCAACCUACCGAAUGGCCACAACUCGGUAACGAGGGGCGGCCAAGCGCAGCCCAUCACAGAACACUGGGCUGAGCAGUUGCGCCUGCACGAGUUGUCAAAGCGAGCCCACGCUACCAUGCACGAUGAGGGGCAACCGCAUUACUACGCCAGAACAAAGGCAAGUGACAAUAGGGUCGCGCCCUCAGCCGCCGGUGCCGAUGGGACUAGUGCCGAGGGGGAAACGGAAGACAGGAGACGGCCAGUCCCUGCAAAACCACAAGAAAAGCAGUUGUGGAAGAACUUGGACUUGAGUGGGCAACAGAUCAGGAGCCUCUCCAUGAGCCUCUUCAAGUACAAGUUCUUGCAGGAAUUAUACAUUUGCUCAAACAGGCUCGACACACUGACUCCGGCCAUUGGUGAGCUGCGUCAACUACGCAUCCUCGACGCAUCGCACAACAUGCUCAAAGACCUGCCCCCGGAGAUUGGCAUGUGCACAUCGCUGAAGCAGCUGCUUCUUUUCAACAACCAGAUACACACACUUCCACAUGAGGUCGGAUCUUUACAUCAUUUGGAACAGCUUGGGAUUGAAGGCAACCCAUUAGACCCCGAAAUCAUGAGCGUGAUCAAGGAAAAGGGUACAGCCGUACUCAUCAAGGAUUUGCUCGAGAAACAACCUGUCCCCAUGCCUCCCCUACCGCGGAAGCCGAUAACGAUACAAGAAGAUGUCUCUUCAGCCCUAGAACGGAUAAAGGUGUUUUCUUGGAACAUUCUCUGCGAGCGGUAUGCGACCGAGAACAUGUACGGCUACACCCCAUCGGGUGCUUUACAGUGGGAGUACCGUAGGAGGAAGAUUUACCAAGAGAUCGAAGAGCGCGAUGCGGACUUUCUGUGUCUGCAGGAAGUCACAACGGAAGCUUUUCGGGAGGACUUCAGCCCCGAGUUGGCAAAGCUAGACUACAAGGGCAUACACUUCCCCCGCACCAAGGCUAAGCUCAUGAGCGACAGGCAAAGCCUGCAGGUCGACGGUUGCGCAAUCUUCUACAAGAACAGCAAAUUCAUCCUGCUUGAUAAGCAAGUCAUUGAACCACAGAGCAUUGCCAUCAACAGAGCCGACAUGAAAUCCCAGACUGAUAUAUUCAACCGUGUCAUGCCAAAAGACAACAUCGCGGUGUUGGGAUUCUUCGAGAGCCGCAGGACGGGUGCCAGGAUGAUAGUUGCCAACGCACAUCUAGCGUGGGAGGGUACACUGGCCGACGUCAAAAUCGUCCAGACGGCCAUCAUCAUGGAACAGAUCACCAAGUACGCGGCCAAAUACACCAACUGGCCUGCUUGUGCAGACAAGAAGAUGAUUCGGCUACCCAGCUCGGACGAAGGCGAAAUCAAAGACGAGGUGCUCGUCGAGCCGGCGCCAUCUCAAGAGUAUCGCAACAACACCGACAUUCCGUUGUUUGUAUGCGGUGACUACAAUUCCACCUCGGACAGCGGUGUCGUGGAGUUGCUGUCGAAGGGCCGUUUGGCACCUGAUCACCCAGAGCUGGCAGGCCACGAGUACGGUAUCUUCACGCGCGAUGGCAUCGAGCACCCAUUUAGCCUCCGGUCCGCGUAUGUGCACCUUGCCAACACGCCGGACGACUUGCCCUUCACCAAUUAUGUGCCAGACUUUGCCAAUGUCAUUGACUACAUCUGGUAUUCUUCCAACAACCUCGAGGUGGUGGAGCUACUUGGGCCGCCCGACUUGCAACAUCUCAAGCGUGUGCCUGGUUUCCCAAAUUACCACUUCCCGGCUGACCACAUCCAGAUCAUGGCAGAGUUUGUCAUCAAGGCAAGGAAGGACAAGAAGAGCGGCGGCGGAGGUGGCGGUGGACAAGGAUCAUCGGGGGCGUAGUGGCGUCGUUGAUGUGCUUUUUACUCACUGGUCGACCCCUUGCUCCCCGCCCUUUUCAGUUCGUAUCAUGUUGCGUCUUGACGUUUUGCUUGUCUGGGUUUAUCGUUUCGUUUCGUUUUCUUUUUGUCUUUCUGCGUUAUGUAUGUUUUUUUUUCUUCUCUUUUUUCCCUCUUAUCAAGUCUCGAUUUUUCCAUUUUUCAUCCCAUUUCGUUUUUGGAUCUGGUCUUAUAAGGAAAGGAAAGAAAGGAAAAGAAAAGGGCGGCUCUCACAGCAAACGUCUACUUGUAGGUAGCUUUUGUCCGGUCUGUUUUUUUUUCUUCUUGGUUUUCCCCGGCUUUAGGGGAGUCCAUUUUUCGCUCGUGUCAAGCGUUUUCAUUGUCGAGAAACUCUCCAUUCUCCCCCUCAAUCCAGUCCAAAGGAUAAUGAAAGAUGAAGAACAAAAAGAGAAAGAAGAGAGAGAAAAAAGAAAAGGAAUUCAAAUAAAACCGACCCUUUCUCGUGUGCUUGUUUUGGGGCUACUUGAGUCGGAGUAACUUUUUCUGGCACGUAACUGUCCUUGCAAACGAGAGAAUUUUUGUACUGGUCUUUCUUUUUUGGUGAUCCAAUAUAUCGUGGAGAUAUUGAGAGGUAGUGUGCGCAAAGGCAGAGGGGAUUUCUUUCUUUGUUCACUUUUUGUACUUUUUUCUCUGUUCUUUUUUUGGUUUACUCUUUUACCACUCUUUUGCUCAUGAUCCGUCACUGGAUGGUUUUGUGGAAGGCCAAGAAUGAGCUGGGAGAUGGUCCAGGGCAAACCUCGGCCGCCCCGUGAGGUCUGGUGGCUUUAUCUUUUUCUGGUCCCGCCGCCUGGAAAUUUCCGCCUUUGCCACUCUGGGGAACGUGUAGUGGAAGAGUCUGGAUUGGUAAAGAUGGGUGGGAGGCUAGGGACUUGGUCUGCAAAUGAAAUUCAUUGGUGGUUAUUGAUGAAAGAGGAUGCCGGAUUUCUAUCUUUUUAUUUGCCGAUUAAGAAACCAAAAACACACAAAACAAUAUACGAAGUCCCCCACAGGGGGGGAAACAACAAAAGUCCUCUUAUUAUCAAAAACUCUGGCACCCCUGGUGUUUUUGAAAGUCUCGGG